Debaryomyces hansenii CBS767 is the source of this 1008-nucleotide messenger RNA. RefSeq lists its product as uncharacterized. The coding region runs from base 1 to 1008 and encodes 335 amino acids. The transcript has a single exon. The record is from RefSeq and is a predicted model, not a curated record. Lineage: Eukaryota; Fungi; Ascomycota; Pichiomycetes; Serinales; Debaryomycetaceae.
AUGCUAGCACCAAGUCUUUCCUGGGCGGAAGCAAAACAAUUUCUUUCAAUUUUCUGGCCUCCCAAACCAACUUUCAUUCCUGCUGAAUACCCAGAUUUAGCUGGCAAAGUAGUGAUUGUUACUGGUGGUAACACUGGGGUUGGUUAUCAAACUGCUAAAUUGAUGUCUGGUGUCUGUAAUGCCAAGGUCUAUAUUCUCUCUAGAAAUGAAGCAAAAACCAAACUUGCAAUAGAUAACAUCCAAAUGGAAAUCAAACGAGAACAGAAUAAGGACGUGAAUUUACGAUUUAUUAAACUUGAUUUAAGUGAUUUACCUACGAUCAAGCAAACUGCGAACGAUUUCUUAAAAGAAGAAGAUAGACUAGAUAUUAUCAUUCAUAAUGCAGGUGUCAUGACUCCUCCCAUGGGGUCCAAAACAGCACAGGAUUAUGAUUUACAAUGGGGUACUAAUGUUCUCGGACCAUUUUUAUUGCAAAAGUUAUUGGACCCACUUUUUAUCGAAACUUCUAAGAAAAAUCCAACGAAUUUAAGCCGUGUUGUAUGGGCUUCCUCUACUGCUCAUUUAAGUGCUCCUGAUAAAGGAGGGAUCUACUGGGACGAUGUUAAUUUUGAAGAUCCUUCCAAAAAAUAUUCAAAUGGUGAAAUAUAUGGCCAAUCCAAGGCUGGUGUUAUUAUUAAUGCAAUCCAGUGGUCAAAAAGGUAUUCCAAUGAAAAUAUAGUUUCAAUAUCAUUAUGCCCUGGGGGAUUAAAAACUGACUUGCAAAGACAUUUACCAGGUUUUGUUAGGUCGGUUUUGAACUUACUUUUGUAUGAUGCAGUUUUUGGUGCAUACACCGAGAUGUUUGCAGCUGUUUCCCCUGAAGUAACAUCAGAAAAUAACAACCAUAGAAUGAUCCUAUCUUUUGGUAGAUUUGGUAUAAUAAGAAAAGAUAUUGAAGAAGGUGCGAAUGGUGAGAAUGGAGAGAAGUAUUGGAACUACGCCGAGAAACAGGUUUCAAAGUAUCUCUAA